UGUAGUGAUGUUUCUGAGCUUCCUGGUCGAUCUCUUUGACUGCCGUCGCUUUGGCGGCGAUUGCAUGAUGGAGUUCCCAUCCCCGCCGCAGAUUGAAGAAACAAAGCCCAAGCUGGUUAGGGUGGAACUACCGCCGCCGCCUCCACUGACCUUUGAAAUCAUCUGCAAUCCCUGGGCCACCGAACAGGAGUGCUGGAAUGAUGGCUACGGCUUCGAUGAUCCCCGACUGCCGGAACUAAUCAUUUGA
Molecule: messenger RNA, 247 nt
Organism: Drosophila eugracilis
Lineage: Eukaryota; Metazoa; Arthropoda; Insecta; Diptera; Drosophilidae
Exons: 1
Coding region: 8-247 (79 amino acids)
Source: RefSeq, a predicted model, not a curated record